This is a messenger RNA of Thermothelomyces thermophilus ATCC 42464, 4800 nucleotides long. RefSeq lists its product as uncharacterized. The coding region runs from base 1 to 4800 and encodes 1599 amino acids. Gene Ontology annotation, biological process: transmembrane transport. The transcript has 6 exons. The record is from RefSeq and is a predicted model, not a curated record. Gene Ontology annotation, molecular function: ATP hydrolysis activity; ABC-type transporter activity; ATP binding. Gene Ontology annotation, cellular component: membrane. NCBI's taxonomy places the organism in Eukaryota, Fungi, Ascomycota, Sordariomycetes, Sordariales, Chaetomiaceae.
AUGCCGGACCCCGAUUUCUUACGACGGCUUGUCGGCCUCGUUGCAGUAGCCGCGGUGGUCCUACUCACGGUGCCUGCCAUUAUAUACACCUACAAGACGAGCACACGCAUCGGGCGAGGGUAUGCUCGUGUAGGUGGAGACGACGACAGCUAUGAAGACUGUGACGGUAUCGCCACCGAGGACUCGAUCCGAGCCUUUUCGGACACGCGACCCAGAGUCACCGUAUGGCUAGGGGCGCUCAUUGGUCUGGGAGCGUCCGUUGCUACUAGGAUUGUGAGGCUGAAGGCGAAUGAGCACACGGAGAUGCUUGCCGAGUUGUUUGCAUGGGCGGAGCCGGCGUGCUGGGUAAGGCUCGCUCCAGCGGUGACGGCAUGCGGCUUCGCAGGUUUUCCGCGCCGUCCGGACGUCUUCGACGAGACCGGGCUCGUGGAUCAACAAUAUACUCUUUCGCUCUUGUCCAGGUUCACAUUUUCUUGGAAUCGAGCCAUCUUCAAUGUCGCGAGGGAGCGGCAGAUACAAAUCCAAGACAUCCCCAACCUCGGCUAUGCCACUCGAUCUAGGCAUCUUGAGUUGAAGUUUCGCGAGAAGCGCUUCAAGGGACCCCUUUGGAAACAGUUGAUCAAGGCACACGCCGGCGAGCUCGCCCUGCAGUGGUUCUUAACCCUUAUCAUCGCCGGCCUCUCUCUUUUCCCUCAGGUCGUCCUAUACAACUUCCUGUCCAGGAUUGAGCGGAGUCGGCAGCACACUGCUGCAGAUCCUACCGUGUUCCUCUGGGUUUUUGGCCUCCUUCUCAGCCAGCUUCUCCAAGUCGGAGUCAACAACUGGCUCAAGUGGAUCACGACCAGUCGCCUCGAGAUUCCAGUAAGCUCACUGUUGCAGUCGCUCGUUUUCUCUAAAGCCCUUAAGCUGUACGAGACAGCCCCACCGGGUCACAAUGCUGUCAAGGACAGCGGUCACAAGAACAGUAAUUUUUCCGGGGACCAGGAUGGCCCCCGGGGCUCGGGUGGGAAGAAUAAGAGCAAGAUCUCGGAAACCCGCCAGUCUGUGAUCAAUCACAUGAAGCUCGACAGCGGCCGCGUCACAAUCUUCUGUACCUACAACAAUAACUUCCCAAUGGCCGUGUUCAAACUUAUCCUGGCUGGCGGCUUUGCCGUGAGUCUAAUGGGCUGGCUUCCGGUACUGUGCGGCUUGGGUGCCGGUUCUCUGAUGGUCCCGUUGAGCUCGAUGCUAUCGAGAAGGUAUACGGCACUGCAUUUUGGCCUGAUGAAGUACCGCGAUGGGAAGGCCCAUCUGUUGACGGAGGCUUUACAAGGCAUGCGUCAGAUCAGGUAUGCAGCACUUGAACAACACUGGGAGGCCAAGAUUCUGGCGUCUCGCGACGAAGAGCUCAGGCAAUACUGGAGGGUUGCUCUCUGGCAGUGCCUAGUCGUUUUCAUGGUCAAUCUUGGUCCGCUGCUCCUUGCAAGCGUCACCUUCUCCAUCUACGUUUGGCAGAACGGCACGCACAUUCGGGCUUCCAUUAUCUUCACGUCCCUCGGCCUGUUCGAUCAGCUCGAUGAGGCUGUGGCUCUGUUACCGCUGCUGCAGAUGUACCUGCUCGAGGCAUGGACCAGCGCAGUGAGGCUGGAGAAGUACUUCAACCAGUCGGACAUGAUGUCUGUAGCUGAGCAGGGGGAGACAAUCUCUUUCGAGAAUGCCACUGUGGCCUGGCCGAGGGUUCAGGAUACCGAUAUUCCUCAAGGAGGGGCGGAAGAUCAGCGGGAUGCUCACUCUAUCCUCCGAGAUGCAACUCUGGACUUCCCCAUUGGAAAGCUUAGCGUUAUCACAGGCAAGACCGGUUCAGGCAAGAGCCUCUUGCUCGCGGCGCUCCUCGGCGAAGUGAAGCUCUUGUCCGGCACGAUCCGCAUGCCCGCUGUUCCCGAUAUUAACGAUAGCACCGGGUAUAUUCCCGAAACUGAAUGGAUUAUCCCUCAGUUAACCGCGUUUGUUUCCCAGACCCCAUGGGUCGAGGGCGGUACUGUCAAGGAAAACAUCACGUUCGGCCUCCCUUUCGUUGAGGGUCGCUAUCGCAGGGUCCUCGCAGCUUGCGCUCUUGAGAAAGAUAUCGAGCUUCUCGUAGACGGCGACGAGACAGAAGUUGGCCCUAAGGGUGUCACUCUUUCCGGUGGUCAGCGUUGGCGUGUAGCGCUCGCCCGAGCACUUUAUUCUCGUGCCGGCAUUCUCGUGCUCGACGAUGUUCUCAGCGCGGUAGACGCUCAUGUCGGCAAGCUGAUCGUCGACCAAGCUCUCACUGGCGGGCUUGCUCAUGGGAGGACUCGCAUUCUCGCUACGCACCACGCCGAGUUGGUUCUGCCCUACGCGAGUUACGUGGUACGUCUUCGCAGCGGUGAGGUUGAGUCGGCAGAACCUCUUUCACCGUCAGGAGUGGAAGCUGCUACGACUGGGGAGCCAGUGCCGAAGACGGCAUCGGCAUCAUCAGAAAGAGCGUUAGAGAAUGCCUCCAGCGGACAAGAUGGCCACGACAGCCACAGCGGGAACGGAGGUUACAACAAUGUCCAUCCUUCUCCAGCGGCCAUGAAAAAGUCAAGGAAAGAGGAGGAACAGAGAGAGAUUGGUCGCGUUAAGUGGGACGUGUACAAAGCCUACUACAAAGCCAGCGGUGGCGCGGUUUACUGGCUGUUUGGCGUUUCAAUCCUCCUCCUGGGCCACUCCCUGACUGUCGCCCGGAACUGGAGCUUGAAGGAGCUCUCGCAGCAGGCAGCAAUUGAGAAAGUCCAUCUCACAUCGCAAACGGCACGACUGAUUGCCUCGUUAGCCAAUCCCAGCGAUUUUGCCUCGCGAAGGCUGGCAGGAACAGAGCGUGACAUCUUUUUUUGGCUGACCGCCUACAUUAUUAUCGAGUUCAUCACGCUCCUGGUCCAGUUACUCCGAGUGAUCGUCUUCUUUUUCGUCGGCUUAAAGGCAUCCAGAAUCCUCUUUCACCGAAUGACGCAUGCCAUUCUCCGAGCGCCCUUGCGCUGGCUAGAUACGAUUCCGGCCGGUCGCAUCCUCAACCGCUUUACAUCGGACACUUUUGUGGUGGACAGGCGGCUCUCCAAUCAGGCUUUUGCCCUUAUUCGGAACGUUCUGUUUCUGGCCGUCGUCAUCGCCACCAGUCUGUCUGUGUCUGCCUACGUGAUCCUCUUUGGCAUCUUGCUCUUCGUUCUCUACGCGGCAGUUGCGCGCGAGUACAUCACUGCCGCUCGUGAAGUGAAACGGAUCAACUCAGUUUCUCACUCGCCGAUUUACGAUCAGUUCAGCUCGGUGCUCUCAGGUCUCUCCACCGUUCGCGCAUUUCACCGUACGAGAUCCUAUAUGGACCGCAUGUACGCUCUCAUUGACAACAGCUCCAAGGCGACUUGGAUGCUGCAGUUGUCUACCCGUUGGAUGGCUUUUCGGAUGGGCGUGCUUGGUGCUCUGUUCGUCAGCGUUGUCGCCAACGCCGUGGCAUUUAGUCGCGUCGACGCUGCCUUGGCCGGUUUCAGCCUGGCAUUUGCGUUGCGGUAUACAAACGCCUUGACGUCGCUUCUUCAAUCGCUGACGUCGGUGGAAUUGGGAUUCAACGCUUGUGAGAGGGUUUUAGAAUAUGCCGAGCUCGAAACUGAGGCCGAAGGUGGUAAUGACGCCCCCGCCGCAUGGCCGGCCGAAGGGAAGAUCGAGGUCAACAACUUGACAGUCAGCUACACCAAGGACCUGCCGCCAGUCCUGAGGAACCUCAACUUUACCGUCGGCGCUGGCGAGAGGAUCGGCAUCGUUGGCCGAACGGGCGCUGGGAAGUCGACAUUGGCCGCGGUUCUCUUCCGUCUCAUUGAGCCGCUCAAGGGUUCGGUUUAUAUAGACAACGUGGACAUCUCGACGCUGAAGUUAUCCCACUUGCGCAGCCGUCUCGCGAUCAUCCCACAAGACCCAUUCCUGUUCUCGGGUACAUUACGCUCGAACCUUGACAUGGAGGGUGUUUUGGACGACGCCGAGCUGCUGGAGUCGCUCAAGCGCGUUCACCUGAUUGAGAUGGACGAGGAACCUAAGAACUCGGUCGUGAAACCAGACGUUGACACUGUCGUUGCAAGCAGCUCGGCAUCGCCCAUUCCACCCACGGUGGACUCCGAAACAUCCACGCAGGCAUCAGUCGCGAUGGGGCCGGAGACGACAAUGGUCGAUGCCCAGCCAGAGCUCCAACCAGUCCAAGACAAAUCUAAUAUCUUCACCGACUUAUCCAUGCCGAUAAGCACGGGCGGUGCCAAUCUUUCCCAGGGUCAACGCCAGCUUGUCUGCCUCGCCCGGGCCUUGCUCAAGCGGCCCAAGAUUGUGGUACUGGACGAAGCCACAAGCGCGGUGGACCGCGGCACGGACAGCAAAAUUCAAGAGUCUCUGCGUAAGGAUUUCGCAGCGGCCGGGUGCACGGUGCUUGUUAUUGCCCAUCGCCUGUCGACUGUCGUCGACUUCGACCGGAUUCUGGUGCUGGAGAAGGGGCGUGUGGUUGAGAUGGGCACUCCCAGGGAGUUGUUGUUGGCCGGUAUACAACGUUCGGCUGCUGAGGCGGCGAAGUCUGGAGAAGAAGCCAAAGAGGACCGCGACGAGGGAGACACGAGCACUCUUCAGGAUCAGGAUAAUGACGAGAUCGAUGGUACCGGUGCUUUCUGGGAGCUGGUGCAGAAGAGUGCCGAAAAGGAGAAGCUGUUGGAGGUAAUUUUGGGUCAGGAGAAGGACCGGCUGAUGGGGGAGAUUUUGUGUGGUUUUCGCUCGGGUGAAGGAGCAAGAUGA